Messenger RNA from Exophiala xenobiotica, 2094 nucleotides. RefSeq lists its product as uncharacterized. NCBI's taxonomy places the organism in Eukaryota, Fungi, Ascomycota, Eurotiomycetes, Chaetothyriales, Herpotrichiellaceae. Gene Ontology annotation, cellular component: cytoplasm. Gene Ontology annotation, biological process: protein neddylation. The transcript has a single exon. The record is from RefSeq and is a predicted model, not a curated record. The coding region runs from base 161 to 1759 and encodes 532 amino acids. Gene Ontology annotation, molecular function: NEDD8 activating enzyme activity.
GUCACUGUCCACCCUCCUCGUUCUCACUGCAUUGUGCCUGCACCGUUGGGCAUCAUGAGCGGUUGACAAGAGCUGGGAAUGUCUAAAACCUUCGUCGACUCUACAAUCUGGGUGCAAUGACAAUUUCCCUUCCCCUCCCUCCUCUCACCAAUCCGAAACAAUGACCGAAAUCGCACCUCGCGAGGUCACUCCUCCUCCGCUGCAAGCUCCGACGGUCAAAGAGAAGAAAUAUGACAGACAAUUGCGGCUAUGGGCGGCUUCAGGCCAAAGAGCAUUGGAGGAAUCACAUGUCCUCCUGAUCGUGGGAGAUGAGAACCACGGCUCCAACAGCACCGUCGCAGGCGUCGAGACCCUCAAGAACCUCAUCCUGCCCAGUAUCGGCAACUUCACCAUUGUCGACUCUGCCACAGUUACAGAUGCUGAUCUCGGCGUCAACUUCUUCCUCGAGUCAGGCAGCCUUCACAAGUCCAGAGCAGAAGAGACAAGACGGCUUCUCUCAGAAUUGAACCCAGACGUUACAGGCCAUGCUAUCACAGCUCCUCUACCAGAAUGGCUCCCCAUGGAGAACUCUUUACAACCAUACAACCUCAUUCUCAUCUGCGCCCCGAUUUCGCCAGAAUAUCUCCAAGGAAUAUGCGCCUAUGGGUCAGAGAACUCAAUCCCAAUCGUCUACAUCCGCUCCGCGGGCUUUUACGCUUCCUUUUCAAUUCAACUACCUCACGAAUUUCCGAUCGUCGACACUCAUCCCGAUCCAGAGAGCACACAAGAUCUCCGCCUUCUCGCUCCCUGGACAGAACUCGAAGAGGCAGUAGACUCAAUAGGCGACAUCCACACCCUGUCGGACCACGACCAUGGCCACAUCCCAUAUAUCCUCCUCCUGCUGCAUUACCUAAGAGAAUGGAAGACCUCUCACAAUGGCAAAUACCCAUCUAGUUUUAAAGAGAAGACAGAGUUCCGUGACCUGAUCCGAUCCGGUGCACGAACAAACAAUCCCGAAGGCGGGGAAGAGAACUACGACGAAGCAUGUGCCUCUGUGCUGAAAAGCAUAGCACCACCGCCUGUAGGUAGCGGUUGUAAAGAGAUGAUGAGCAUGCCGUCCUGUACCCAAGUGACUGCUGGCUCUCCGAAUUUCUGGAUCAUAGCCAACGCCAUCAAGAAGUUCUACGAUACGCACGGCGUUCUGCCUCUACCGGGAUCAUUGCCAGACAUGAAAGCCACCAGCGCAGAGUAUAUCAAGUUGCAAGGCAUCUACAAGGCCAAGGCACGUGCAGAUGUCGCUGAAGUUACGCAGACCGUCAGACAACUGGAGAACGACCUGUCGAGGAUGACCAAGAUUGAAGCUUCUGAGAUCGAGGCAUUCUGCAAGAACGCCUCUCAUGUCCGUGUGCUGACAAGUCCGAGUAAUGCGUCGGUCCCGGCGUUGCGGUUGGCAGUUUCCGAUGCGAAGACGUUAUCGGCACUGCCGAGGUUGGUUGAGAACGAUUGGGAGGGUAUGCUGCCUGUCUUCAUUGCGCUGAACGCGGCGAACACGCUCGAUGUAAGCACACUCUCAGAGGAUGCCGAGGUACAGGAAAGCUACGAAAAGGCAGUGGAGGAGGUUGAGAGAGUUCAGGGUGGUGAAAUGCAUAACAUUUCGAGUGUACUUGGUGGAAUGGUCGCACAGGAGGCGAUCAAGUUGCUCACCAGGCAGUAUGUGCCAGUGGAAGGAACUUGUGUGUUUGAUGGGGUGAGGAGUAAGAGUGGCAUCUUCAAGAUCUGAAGAACUCGACUCUGAUGGGCACUCGAAUCGUCGAUAGCUGUUUGGGCUGCUGAGGAAAAGUAGAUCUCGAGACGUCGAUAAGAGACCAAGAAGCAGGCCGGCUGGUAUGGAAAUGGAGGGACAAAAGCAACGAUGGUGGUCUGAAAAGCCCCAUGCGCAUGCACGACAUAGAACGAGAAGAUGUCAAGAUCGAAUUCUAGAGAUAGACUGGACAGCGAGUUGAGUCCCGAGUAUGCGGAAUCAUAGGUACUUGCUCACGCGGGAUAGAAUCUGGUGUUGUGCGUGCCUUGCAUACUAGCUAAGGUAGGCUGUGAAGUCAAAAUCCAACCAUCCAG